CAGUGCUGACAAAUAAAUGAAAAUUAAUUCAACAUUUACGUGAAGCUCUAUCCUGCUUCACACUUCUGCCACACCCUGUCCCUGCUGCCUCACACUUCUGCCACACCCUGUCCCUGCUGCUUCACACUUCUGCCACACCCUAUCCCUGCUGCUUCACACUUCUGCCACACCCUGCCCCUGCCGCUUCACACUUCUGCCACACCCUGUCCCUGCUGCUUCACACUUCUGCCACACCCUGUCCCUGCCCAGUGUGGCUGCAGGUGACGAGGAAAUGGAUAACUUGCUAAAUUAAUAUUCAUCACCUGUAGUAAUAAUUUGACAAACUUAGUGAAGCGUGACACGACUCUUGGCUGCAUCAUUAUUGCAUUACACAAGGAUGGCACGACAAUGACAGACACGAGUACUGACACACACACACACACACACACACACACACACACACACACACACACGUCUAAGUAAGCCCCUUAUUAUUAUUAUUAAACUCUUCAUUUUCUCACCACCACAGUUUUCUAAGUCCACAGACAUGACUGGCCAGGUUUUCAAGCGUGUUUCUCCUGCUAACAAUGUAGAAAUCUUGUUCAUCUGCCACUACAACCAUAGGCACACCCUUCAAAACUCGUACACCUUCAACUAAAGCCUUUUGAAUGUAGUGGAGGUGGUGCAGAGGUGUUCAGAGUGCAGACCAGACUCUCAAACACCAAACCUGUCUCAAACGCGGAUGUCUCCCGAGUCCCGACACUCACCCUGAAAACUGAGGUGCCUGGACCUUAGCGAAGAGUUCAUUGUGGUUGCUGAUGCCCAGGAAGUGUAGAAACCCCGCCUCAGCCUGCCACAUGAGGUGCCUGCCGCCCCUCACCUCAGCUGCAGGUGUACGAAGAAACAGGAUGUUUUGCUGGUUCCAAUUCAAGCAAAGAAGAGGAGGAAGGGUUUACAUCCAGCUACUCUUCCUCCUCCUCCUCCUCCUCCUCUUCUUCUUCAUCUACGUCUAUCGGGAAGAACAGCCAGAGUUUUACCUCCACUCUCCUCCUCCUCCUACUAAAUAUAUCUCCAUCUACGGAAGAGGAGGAGGAGGAGGAGGAAGGGAAGGAGGAGAACCAGGAGGAAGAGCUAUAAUAUCAAGACACGAGGAGGAGGAGGAGGAGGAGGAGCUGAGGGAGGUACUGGAGGAGGCUCUACACCUGCUGUCUUCCCCCACUUACACCUGCAGGAAGCUAAUUGCUAUGGGGGGGUACUCCUGUAAUUACAAGACUGAUGGUGAAAAGUAUGUGUGCCACGACCCGCCUGUGUACGUGCAGGGAGUGUAUUGCCUUGUGUACGCGCUGGGGGCAGGACACGACUUCACGUUUGACGCACACAUGGCCAAAUUCGGUUGUGAAGUGUACACGUUUGACGACGAUUACGCACACAGGAACUAUCCGACGCACAUGGGAGACAGAUUAUGGUUCUACAAAAUACGAGUGGGAACGCAUUUUGUGAAGCAGUAUUACUUCUCCACCUCCUCCUCCACCAAUCCACAAGUCAUCCACUACGGGCCCCUCCCAGCCAUCCGCGCCAGGCUGGGCCACAACCACAACCACCUCCACUUUCUCAAGAUGGAUAUUGAAGGGGAUGAGUGGAGUGUGAUGGAGGAAUCGCUGUUUAAGGUGAGUGGAGAAGAAGAAGGAGGUGGUGGUGGUGGUGAUGGUGGUGAGAAGAAUUGUUGUGGUAGUGGUAGUGAAAGAAGUAAUUGUAGUAUUUGUUUUUUGUUUUCUCUCUCUCUCUCUCUCUCUCUCUCUCAGAGUAACAUUCUGCAGCAAACACAGCAGGUGGGUCUGGAGGUUCACCUGGACGGGCUCAAGACGACAGGUAACAAGACACAUCCCACACCUCACCUGCUCAACAUGGCCCGAAGAUACCUCAGGGUGGUGACGGGACUCAGACAACACGGCUUCCACCUCGCGCACUGGGAGCCUAACUUCAGGGGGUCAGAGGUCAUCACUGUGGCUGGUGUGACCUUUCAUGUCUACUUUGAAACUUUGUGGGUCAACUUAAAAUUUCAGGGUGGAGGGAGAAACAUGCCGGCCACACGUCUCCUGCCAUCCAUCCUGUUUCCGAGUUAAUUGUCCGUGUGUGUGUGUGUGUGUGUGUGUGUGCAGCUUUUUAUUAUUCUUAUUCUUAAUUUUAAUCUUUUCUUAUUCUUAUUGAGAGAGAGAGAGAGAGAGAGAGAGAGAGAGAGAGAGAGAGAGAGAGAGAGAGAGAGAGAGAGAGAGAGAGAGAGAGAGAGAGAGAGAGAGGCAAUGUAUCGUAAAUGAAAGAACUUGGUAUAGGGAGAAAAAAAUAAACCAAAAAAAUAAAUAAAUAAAUAAAAUAAAUAAAAAUGGAUAAAUAAAUAAAAAAAUAAUAAACAUAUAGAAAAGACAAAGGCAUACAACACGUCCCAGUCUUGGAAGCCUAUACAAAAAAUAAAUAAAUAAAAAAAAAUAGAGAGAGAGAGAGAGAGAGAGAGAGAGAAAGACAGAGCACCCAUUCUCUAUCCUGUCACCCCUCACUGCAGCUGUACCCCACUGGCUCGGUGAUGUACAGGUUAAUGCACCACUGUUACCUUGUUUUUUUUUAUGUUCUUUAUUAUGAAAUACAAAUGCCCAAGUCCAGGCGCUGUACAGUCGAUAACUGGAAGGAAAUGAAACAGUUUGCUGGAUAAUUGGAAGGAAAUGAGACAGUUUGCUCCUCACCAACACUAGCUUGUAAUAUGAUAAAACGUCACUAUUUUUUUUGUUUGUGAGUGUGUAAAGAAAUAAUGAAAAACAAAUAAGAUAAAAUGAAAAUAAUCAUCAGUAUUUUGUUUCUAUGCUUGUAAUAAAGUGAAAUAAUUAAAAGACUUCAAUGUUUAAGUUCUGUACGCUUGUAAUAGUAAGAUAACAACAAAGUGGCUGCAGUAUUUGUGUUUUGUUAGCUUGUAAAGAAAGAAUAGAGAAAAAAGAUUCACCAGUACUUGUUUCUAAGCUUGUAAUAAUAAGAGAAUGAAAAACGUCACCAAUAUUUUUUUGUAAGCUUGUAAAGAAACAAUAAAAAAAAUUAAAAAAUCACCAGUAUUUGUUUCUAAGCUUGUAAUAAUAAAAAUAACUAAAGAUUUCAAUAUUUAUGUUUGUAACCUUGUGAUGAAAGACAAUUCAAAACGUCACCACUAUUUUUGCUUCUAAGUUUGUAAAAGAAGGAAAGAAUUGAAAAAAAAAAAUAAUAA
Messenger RNA from Scylla paramamosain (green mud crab), 3223 nucleotides. RefSeq lists its product as uncharacterized. The coding region runs from base 798 to 2102 and encodes 434 amino acids. The transcript is spliced from 6 exons. The record is from RefSeq and is a predicted model, not a curated record. NCBI's taxonomy places the organism in Eukaryota, Metazoa, Arthropoda, Malacostraca, Decapoda, Portunidae.